Messenger RNA from Penicillium waksmanii, 1845 nucleotides. Its product is annotated as serine hydrolase domain-containing protein. The transcript is spliced from 4 exons. The record is from RefSeq and is a predicted model, not a curated record. The coding region runs from base 1 to 1845 and encodes 614 amino acids. Lineage: Eukaryota; Fungi; Ascomycota; Eurotiomycetes; Eurotiales; Aspergillaceae.
AUGAAGAUCUUCCAGCUUCCGAUCCUGGUAUUCACUUUAGUAGGGGUGUUUGCUUUGAAAAACCUCGCGGAUCCUACCCGGAUUCCUUUGCCAUCUUGGUCAGGAUGUCCCGUCAAUGGUCCAUUGCUCCCUCGCCCAACACACCUGGAUCGCUCCCAAACCAUUAAAGAUGCGGCGAAAAACCUCACAGAAGCUCUCGACUCUGCAAUACAGAAAAAAACCAAGGCGGGAUUUGACGUCGAUGAGACAUCUUUCUCAAUUGCAUUUAUAACACCUCGCCAGAAAAAUGCGAGUGAUAAAAGCAAUGGCAUAUUCUGGUCAUAUCAUCAUCUUGGAAAAAAGAACUUUCGGGGAACUAAACACCUGAAUGAGGGAUCACAGUAUUUGAUUGGCUCUAUUUCUAAGGUUUUUUCCGAACUUCUUCUUCUGAAAUCGGAUAUCCAUUUGGAUGAUCCGAUAACCAAAUAUUUGCCCGACCUUCAGAAAGAACAGACUCCGAUCCAAUGGAGCAACAUCACUCUGUCGGCACUUUCGAAUCAUCUGGCCGGCAUCCCAUCCAACCUACCUUCUUCUUUUGAAUAUUAUUUUCUUCGAUCGGUAUACCAGCAACUCGGUUUCCCUUCCAUUGCCAACGAAAGUUAUCCAGAUUGUGGAGUCAGUGGACUAAACAAAGCAUGCAACAAAACACAGAUUAUUGAGAUUAUGAGCUCUGCACUACCUGUCCGAGAACCGUACACAGAACCAGUUUACUCUUCGCUUUCUUUCGAGCUAUUCGCACUUGCGCUUAGCCAGAAGACAGGAAAAUCGUACAUCCAGAUGUUGAAUGAAACUAUUAUCGGUCCACUUGGACUCAAAAACACAGGUGUCUCCCCUGGGAAUGAUGAAAGAGCGGUUAUACCGCCGCUGAGCGAAGAUACUUUAGGGUGGGGUUCAGAUUACGGAUAUACGGCCCCUGGAGGAGGCCUUUACUCUUCUCUUGGAGACCUGGCAAUUUUGACAACACGGAUCUUGAAUGAGACAAUAUUUUCAGAACUUCAAACGACAAGAAAAUGGCUGAAGCCCCAGUCAAUGACAUCCGGAGUCAACGAGCUCGUGGGCCGACCGUGGGAGAUUCAACGGACAAACAAUUUGAUCCCAGAAAAUCCACAUAUAGUCGAUAUUUAUGGGAAAGGGGGUGGAGCCAACGGAUAUGUAUCGCAGAUGUCCUUGGUGGAUGAAUACGGGGUUGGUUUUGUUGUAUUAACGGCUGGGCCUCGUGAAUCUGCCACUGCAUCAAUACUAAAUGAAGCAAUCAUUACUUCAUUUAUCCCUGCAGUUGAUCGCGAGACCCGGUCACAAGCGUUUGCCUACGCAGGGAACUUUUCCGUCGGGUCAAUUCAAAAUCCAAAGAAGAUCGGAAGCAAAGAUAUUACACCUGUGGAAUUGAGUCUUUCAAUCAAUGGAGGAACAGGUUUGAAGGUAGAUUCGUUGACGCGAAAUGGAUCGGAUAUACUCACUGGACUCGGUAAAAUUUGGAAUUCCUUGCUUCCAAUGACGGGCAUUCUCAACCCCGACUUCCGAAUUUACCCUACUGGAAUUGAAACCCCCGUGGAAGGAGAGGAAAAUAUCAUUUUUGAAGAUUGGAGAAUUGAUUUUGACGCUAUCCCCGCUGAUAAUGCUGCCAUGUCGGACCUCCCAGGACAGGGAAAACUGUCCAACGUGUGCGCUUCUUGGCAAACAGAGUCCUGGAUUUAUUAUGGAGGAGAAGCUUUGGAUCGCAUAGUCUUCAAGGUGGACCGUGAAGCAGGAAGUGUGAUUGGCGUGAAUAUUCCGUUCUUGCGCACCGGAGUAUUACCGAAGGCCUAA